This is a messenger RNA of Microtus oregoni (creeping vole), 2781 nucleotides long. It is a transcript of the gene Slc35c1, whose product is annotated as solute carrier family 35 member C1. Gene Ontology annotation, biological process: protein O-linked glycosylation via fucose; GDP-fucose import into Golgi lumen. Gene Ontology annotation, molecular function: antiporter activity. The record is from RefSeq and is a predicted model, not a curated record. NCBI's taxonomy places the organism in Eukaryota, Metazoa, Chordata, Mammalia, Rodentia, Cricetidae. Gene Ontology annotation, cellular component: Golgi apparatus. The transcript has 2 exons. Bases 365 to 1462 code for a protein of 365 amino acids.
UCCUGUUCUUUCCUCCUCCUCCACCCUGCCCUCUGUCCUUUUUCCUUCCUUUCUCCCUGUGACUCGUCCCUAUUAGACACCAGCCCCCUGUCUUCCAGCCGGCCAUGGCUGUCAAGGCCCACACCCUUAGCUAGUCCCUUCUCCCUUGCCUGGGUCUUGUCUCAUGACCCCUCCUCUGGGAGCGAGCGCGAUGUGGAGCGGUGCAUCUGGUCAAAUCCGGAAGCAGAACUUCUUCCAAGACCGAGGGGACCGUUAGGUCACCCCAUGUGACAAUUGAAGGCUGCACCCACAGACCCUAUCAGCUUGGAGCCCUGUAGACCAGGGAAUGUUUCUGGUCGUGGGGUGACCCAGCUCUUCUGCCACCAUGAACAGGGCCCCCCUGAAGCGGUCCAGGAUCCUGCGCAUGGCGCUGACUGGAGCCUCUGUGGCCUCCGAGGAGGCCGAUGCAGACAACAGGAACAAGCCAUUUCUGCUGCGGGCGCUGCAGAUCGCGCUGGUGGUCUCUCUCUACUGGGUCAUCUCCAUCUCCAUGGUAUUCCUCAACAAGUACCUGCUGGACAGCCCCUCCCUGAAGCUGGACACCCCUAUCUUCGUCACUUUCUACCAGUGCCUGGUGACCUCGCUGCUGUGCAAGGGCCUCAGCACUCUGGCCACCUGCUGCCCUGGCACGGUUGACUUCCCCACCCUGAACUUGGACCUCAAGGUGGCCCGCAGUGUGCUGCCGCUGUCGGUGGUCUUCAUCGGCAUGAUUAGCUUCAAUAACCUCUGCCUCAAGUACGUGGGGGUGGCCUUCUACAACGUGGGGCGCUCGCUCACCACAGUGUUCAAUGUGCUCCUGUCCUACCUGCUGCUUAAACAAACCACUUCCUUCUAUGCCCUGCUCACGUGUGGCAUCAUCAUUGGUGGUUUCUGGCUGGGUAUAGACCAAGAGGGAGCUGAGGGCACCCUAUCCCUGAUGGGCACCAUCUUCGGGGUCCUGGCCAGCCUCUGCGUCUCCCUCAAUGCCAUCUACACCAAGAAGGUGCUCCCGGCAGUAGACAACAGUAUCUGGCGCCUGACCUUCUACAACAAUGUCAAUGCCUGUGUGCUCUUCUUGCCCCUGAUGGUUCUGCUGGGGGAGCUCCGUGCCCUCCUUGACUUCCCGCAUCUGGACAGUGCCCACUUCUGGGUCAUGAUGACACUAGGUGGCCUGUUCGGCUUCGCCAUCGGCUACGUGACAGGACUGCAGAUCAAAUUCACCAGUCCCCUGACCCACAACGUGUCGGGCACAGCCAAGGCCUGUGCACAGACGGUGCUGGCCGUGCUCUACUAUGAAGAAGCUAAGAGCUUCCUGUGGUGGGCGAGCAACCUGAUGGUGCUGGGUGGCUCGUCAGCCUACACCUGGGUCCGGGGCUGGGAGAUGCAGAAGACCCAGGAGAGCCCCAGCUCCAAAGAGGACGAGAAGAAUGCCAUUGGGGUGUGAGCUCCUGCAGGGUCAGCUGCUGUGGCCCUGAGCACUGUUGUUUACAUCCUCCUCGGAAUGCGAUCUAAGAGGAGCCAGGGUCUUUCCUGGUAAUGUCAGAAAGCUGCCAAAUCUCCUGUCUGCCCCAAUGCAUUUUGGGGAAUCCCUACUGGGAGUGGCACUCCUUCCUGCCUCCUUCUGGGGCCUGUCUACCUCCAUAUCGCCUUUGGGGUUGGGGCCAGCUGCAACCUUAUGGGGCUGGAUUGAUGAAAUAAUGUCUUGCCUGCCGCACAGGGGAAACGGGUUAUGACCCCGCUAUGGCUGGUUGAAGGGAGAUGGAUGGCCCCACAUCUCUGGGGCCCAGGGCAGGUAGAGCGGUCGCUCAGGUGCUGUUAACAUCAGGAACACCCCGCCCGCCUCUGAAGGGAGGUGGGAACUUGGCCGGUCUGCCCUCUUCUGUAUGGAUGGGUGUGGCAGACCCAUCCAUGGCAGCUGCACCCAGGAGUGGCUGCUAAGAAGUGUUCACCUCUGCACUCCUUAUUUUCAGCUUUAGAACAGGGGGAGCCACCCAUCUUUGCAGAUUAAGUAGGGUGAUGAGCCCCUCUGCACCCCCAACCUUGGCUUUAUCUGCCUGGCUUCUCUUGGCCCAGCUCCCUGGCCAUACUCCCUUUCUGUACUCUUCUCCAUCACUGCCCCCCCAACACCUUCAUCUCUAUGCAGGAAGUGGGGUCUGUUCCCGUGUGCUUGGACCCCCAAGUCCCUGUGAUAGUAAGAGACAUUUAUGUUUUCUGAGGCUGGGGCUAAAGGAGCCGACUGGCUCAGAGUUGGCCCAUCUGGCUCCUGUCACAAAAUAGUCCAGACCAGGUGGCUAAGAACAGAAGUUGGUUUGUAGGUUCUGGGGCAGCAAAGCCCAGAUCAAGGAGCUCAUAGACCCAGUGGUUCAGAGAAAACUCCUUCUGUGAUAGAAGCACAGACGGGCUGAACACCAGCCCCAUUCAUGAGGGUUCUACCCUGUUACCUGAUCACCCCCAAAGCCUUCAAUAUAAGGACUCCAACAUGAAUUUGGAGACAGAAGCACUCAGACCAUAACCCCAGCACCACACCCUCCUAACCUCAGGGUAGCUGCCAUUCCCCUAAUCCCUUCUCUUGGGCCUUUUGUGCCCCCGUUUCCUUGGGGGUAAUUUCUGAUGUUUCUAUUCCUGUCAUAAAAGGAUGGGGAGAAUGUGUCCAGCCUGUGAUUCCUACUUCCCACAAUCCCAGGUUCUAAUGAAGUUGGUGGGGCCUGAUGCCCCGAGUUGUAUGUGAUUUAAUUAAAAAAAAAGAAAGAAAGAAAAAACCAA